AUGAUUUUAACAACUUUUGUCAUGAUAUUGUCCUUCCCGGACUCCGUGUUCACCUUGAAGGGCGAGGGCAGCUCGUCCUCCCGGCCCGCGCGGCCGGACUGCGUAAAGGCCAGUGAACAAUGUCUGAAGGAGUACAGCUGCAGCACCAAGUACCGGACGAUGAGGCAGUGUGUGGCGGGCAGGGAAAACAACUUCAGCGCGGUCACCGGUACGGAGGCGCAGGGAGAGUGCCGCAGCGCUAUAGAUGCCAUGAAGCAGAGCACCCUCAAUAACUGCGGGUGUAGAAGAGGCAUGAAGAAGGAGAAGAACUGUCUCCGGAUCUUUUGGAGCAUAUUUCAGAGUUUACAGGGUAAUGAUUUGCUAGACUACUCUCCAUAUGAACCAGUCAAUAGCCGGCUCUCAGAUAUCUUCCGCCUGGCCCCCAUCAUAGCUGUUGAGCCUGCAUCUACAAAGGAGAACAACUGUCUGAACGCUGCCAAGGCGUGCAACCUGAAUGACACAUGUAAGAAAUAUCGCUCGGCUUACAUCAACCCCUGUACUAGCAGGGUGUCUGCUUCUGAGGUCUGCAACAAGCGCAAAUGCCACAAGGCCCUGCGGCAGUUCUUUGACAAGGUUCCAACGAAAUACAGCUAUGGGAUGCUGUUUUGCUCCUGUCCAGCGGGGGAUCAGACAGCAUGUGCAGAACGCCGGCGCCAAACAAUUGUACCCAUCUGCUCCUAUGAGGAUAAAGACAAACCUAACUGUCUGUCUCUUCAGAACACAUGCAAGACCAACUACAUCUGCAGGUCAAGGCUGGCAGACUUCAUGAGUAACUGUCAGCCAGAAGCUCACUCCGUAUCCGGCUGUCUGAGGGAGAGCUAUGCUGACUGUCUGCUGUCUUACUCAGGUCUUAUCGGUACAGUGAUGACACCCAAUUAUGUGCGAUCCAUUGGUCUUACCCUGUCACCAUGGUGUGGCUGCGGCAGCAGUGGGAACAGCAAGCCAGACUGUGACAGAUUUGCUGAGUUUUUCACCAACAAUCGAUGCCUACGUAAUGCCAUCCAGGCAUUUGGCAAUGGCACUGAUGUUGGAGUUUGGCAACCUCAACCCCCGAUUCAGCCUACUGUACUAGAGCCUAGCAUCACUCGGAGGGGAAAAGAGCGAACCAAUAAUGCACUGGAUGCACUGACAGACAUGACCAAACUGGAUCUUGAUGACGACUCAUCAUAUCACAUCUGUGGGACCUUACAGGCCCAAAAACUGGUGUCAAAUCUAACAGUGGAUACUGCUCAAUGUGUGAACCAUCAACUGGAUGAGUCUAGUGACUCCAAUGCCGAUGCUAGAAGCUCAGCAGCUGAACUCUCAAGUAUGCACCUGGCAUUAGCCUUUGCAUUAACGCCAAUAGUAUUACGGCUUGAAGAUUUCCAGCUUUUGUAGGAUCUGAGGACUGUGGAUCAACCCUCUUCUCUCAAAGUGGUUCAGCUCAUUUAGAUUUAGACAUUUGCCAAAGUGCUACACCUACAUUUUUCUUGAAAUGGAAAUGAGAAAACACAGCACGGUAAGAGCACCGAAAUCAUAGACAACGGUGGAUUAUUAUUAUCUGAGGAGUCCAUGUUUACUGUGGCUGAGAUAUCAGCUCA
Molecule: messenger RNA, 1619 nt
Organism: Perca flavescens (yellow perch)
Lineage: Eukaryota; Metazoa; Chordata; Actinopteri; Perciformes; Percidae
Gene: gfra1b
Product: gdnf family receptor alpha 1b
Exons: 10
Coding region: 1-1416 (471 amino acids)
Biological process (GO): nervous system development
Cellular component (GO): external side of plasma membrane; signaling receptor complex
Molecular function (GO): signaling receptor activity
Source: RefSeq, a predicted model, not a curated record